AUGAAAGAAAAAAAUAUCGGCAAAAAUAAUGCCUCAGUGGAUACUGAAAGGGAGAAAACCUCCUAUGAGAGAUUUGAGGAAGAAGUCAAAAGCACCAUAUUUAAUGUACUCUACGUCCUCCUUAAGGAUGAUGAGACUUCUCAUUGGAAGCACAUUGUACUGAUCCUUGUGCUAUACUACGUUUAAGUGUUUUUAAAUUUCUUCUAAAUCAAUUACUGGCUUGCCAAAUUGGAUGUUACAACUUACCUGGUAUUCUUUUACAUUUGCAUUUUCAUAAUUUGCCUGGUCAUACUUGAUAUUUUCUAUGUAUCCUACAGCUUUUCAAAGAAGAAAUUCUCUUUUGUAUGGCCUCUAUAGGCUUUGAGAAGCGUUUGUGGACUCUUUGUGACAGUCUUAUUCUUGCCACUUUUAGAAACAUUCACAUCAAUGAUCCAUUGCCAUGAUCACGAUGGCCAUAUGAUAAAUACACUUUUCCCAAGCUUCAUCUGCUGGCAUGGAAUGCACAUAAUUCACGCUACAUUUUCAAUCGUGGUUUCCUUCAUUUUCAUCAUUAUUUGUAUUAUUGUCUCCUUGACCUAUUUCGACACAUAAAGUGCGUCACAUGAUAUAACUUCAAGGGUUAACUCAAGAGCAGACGUUUUUGUUAUAUCACUAAAGAUUAUUUUAACUUAUCUGUGGGUUUUUCUAGGAACAAAACCUUACUAAUGGUUACUUAUUGUAGUGCUUUUGAUACUUUCUUACACAGCCUAUGCAAACUUUAGAAAUAACUGGCCAUAUUUUAACGAUAAAAUGAAUAAGUUCUUCUGUGUGCUAACUGGUGCAUUUCUUUGGGGGAACUUUUGCCUUUUUAUAGCUAAAGUAUUAGAAAACACAUAAUUCAGUGGAUCACUUCAGCUAUAUUUCCUUGGGUUACCUUUAGUAAUUGGACUUAUUGUAUUCGAUAAAGAUGAAAGAGUUAAACUUUUACUCAAGAAUAUUAACAACUUUUAACGAGGUGAGGAGGUAGCACUUCAAAUAAGGUUUCUUUUACAUCUUAUAAUAACAAAAGAUCAUAACCGAAAGAAUGCAAUCAUUUUAAAAGGCUAUAUUUAUCAUCAUGAAGACUCUUGCCCAAAUUAAGAAUGUUAACUCAAGCUCUAUAAAAAUGGACUUAUUUAAAAUUCUAAGAACAAAAAGAUUGCUAAGAAACAUGCACAGCUCUCAUAAAACUACGACAAUCAGCAAUUUCUAUUAUAACAUGCCAGAAAUAUGUACAGAGCUGGCAUUCAAAAAUUCCCAACAUGCACUCCGUUGAAAAUUCAGUAUGCUUUCUUUUUAAUGGAGAGAAUGAAUAAAAAAUAAGAGGCAAUUUAGGAAUUAGCUUAGGCGGAAAUGUUUAACCCUCCAUUUGAUGAGCAAUUCAUUAUCUAUAGAUAUCAAAAGAUGAGUGAAGAUUUUGGUGAUAAUCCACAUGAAAGUCACGGAGGUGGCCUUGAUGUCGUAGCUAAGUUCGCCUAUGAAUCAAGUUUAAGAUAAUUUCAAUAGCAUAUAGAAAAAUCGGCAUAACUCCACUAUGAUUUUUGGAAUCACUUAAGAGAAGACAGGCCAGAUAUAGCAAAAUUGAAUGAAUGUGGAUCAAAAAUUAAUUAGUCUAUUAUUAUGGUAGAACAGUAUUGGAGCUAGCUGCAAAAGUUGAAUUCUAAUGCGCCUAAGGCACUUAAGCUAUAUGCUAAGUUUUUAAUAGAAAUUCUAAAUGAUAAAGAAGGUGGUUAAGAGCUUUUAUCAAGAGCAAAAGAUGCCACUAAUGUUAAAUAGAAUUACUACGAUGCGAAUAAUAUGAAUGAGGACUUGAGCGAUAUUAAUGCUAUGAGUGCAAAUGGAACCCCGUGUAUCUACGUUACUGGAGAUAACGACAAGAUUGGUAUGAUAACAUAAUGCAACUCAGGAGCAUGCAGAAUUUUCGGAUAUACUGCUGGAGAAAUGAAAAAUCACAAUGUAGAAAAAUUGAUGCCUGAGAUGUAUGCAAAAAAUCAUUCGAAGAUUCUAGAUGAUGCUUUAUCCAAGGGUCCCGAGAAUAUUCCUAAUAAGGAGAGACUAGUGUUUGCAAGGCACAAAUCAGGAUAUAUAUUCCCAGUAUGGCUAUAACUAAAAAUGGUGUAAAAUGCCUCAAGUGGGAUUUAAUUUGUUGCACUUUUCAAAAUUGAUAAAAAGAUAAUGAGUUCUAACAUAGCCUACGUUUUACUAAAUAAAGACAAGAAAAUACAAGGUAUAUCAUCAAGUUGCAUUAAGAUUAUGAAUCUUGAUAUUUAAAAGAUGAGAAGAUUGAGUAUGUCUGGAAUUGAUAUCAAUAAACUUGCUCCAAGUCUAUUUGACAAUGAUCAUGGUGAUUAAAACUUUACAUAAAAAGCUGGAGGGAAUCUCGAUUGGUAUUUGACUGACUUUGAAAAAGUUAAGAAGCCAGGUAAAGCCUCAUCUACCAAUAAAUGGAGUGACAAUAGUGCAACAACGAAAAAUGGUAGAGAAAAUGAGCAAAAGAAAAUUAUAAUAUCAGACCAAAAAAUUAUCUUAUCUUGUCAUUAGAAUGUUAUUACUAUGGGUGAACUAGGAGAAAUCGGAUGGUAUCUUAAGCUUGAAAACAAUGUAUAAAACAAAGUUAAUUCAAAUCAAAGGAAAGAUAAAGAGAAAGAGAGAAUCAGAUAACCUCUCUUUUAAUUUAGGUAUGAUGCAGCUAUUGGCAGAUUUAUAAGAGAAUUAAAGGAAGCCUAAUAUAUAGACAAUGCAGCUAAAAAUCCAAACUUUGUGAAUGGUAGAUGGACCACAAUGAUUGGAGAAUUAGAGGAUAUUCCUCCUUUGAAAAAUCCAUUGCAAGGCGACAUCGAUAAACAAGAAGCUGAUCCUGAAGAUGUAAAAUUAGAGUUAGAUGAAAAGAAUGAUGCCAAAAGAAAUGAAAAUGAGGAUUUAUUUGACAAGAAAAGGAGAUGGGCUAAAGGAAUACAAAUUUAUAAACUGGUUGGAGGUAAAUUUUUACCAAAAGAUUAUGAUGAGGAUAUUAAGAAGCUAUAGCAGAUUGAAGAAGAAUAGAGGAAAAAGAAUGAAGAAGAGGAUAAGACUACUCAAAAUGUUGAUGUUUUUAAAAAUAACAUUAAAUCUAGGAAAGCUCUCUAAAUGGCUAUAAAUGACAAAUCUACUCCAAGAGCGAUUAGAAACUUAAGAAUAACAAUGAACCUUGUAAUGCUCUGCUUAUUGGCACUUGCAAUUACAGAAUUCUCAGUAAUAAAUUCAUAGUUUAACGAUAUCAACGAAAAUUUCAACCUUAUUCAAAGAUCAUACGGUAGAAUCUCGGAAGUUCAGAGAAUCGCAUACAAUGUUAGGACGCUAAUUAUGAUAAACGAAAAGAAACAGACAGUUUAUAAAAAUUAUACUAAAUAGCCUGACUUCGUUACUUUCCUUUAGAGUGACAUAGAAGAAGCGCUGAAUAAUCUCUACGACCUAUAAAACUCGAUAUCAUUAACUUCUUUGUCAAUGUCGGAUAAAUAGCAUCAAUUAAUUGAUUCAAAAACAGUAAAUCUAUAUUUUAGAGACUAGGAUGAAACUUUGAAGACUUUAAGUUUUUCUUUAACUGAAGCGGUUCUACAAGUAUCAAGUGCUGUUUUUACAGCAAGGCAUUUAAAUAUCACAGACUUUAUUGAAACACAAGAAGAUGUUUAUUUCAUUACCUAUAAUGUAUACAAUGAUUUUCUUGUUGCUCUUAGAUAGUCUUCACUUUACUAUGUAUAGGAUUUACAUGAUCGAACAAAGCAAAAGAAUGAACUUAUUCUUAUCCUUUUCUUAUCCUCAGUAGGUACAAUGAUACUAACAAUGGCUAUUUUAUUCCCAGUUAUUAGUAAUGUAAAUCUUGCAAGAAUGAAGGUACUGUCUCUUUUUGUAGAUAUCCCUAAUCAUCACGUUUUUGCACUUGGAUUUAAAUGCGAGAAAUUUAUAACUUCAUUCCAUGAUGAACAUAAUGAUGAAAUAGAAUCGGAGGAUGGUGAUGCAAAAGUUGAUGACUCAGAUGUUUAAUUGAACAAUUAAAACAAAAGAGGAGGACACAAAAUGCCUAAGAAUUCAACAAGAUCAAAUAGGAAAUUCUUCUUUCAAUUUGGAACCGCCGUCUUUGUAGUGACAGCAUACUUCUUAGCUAUGUUCAUCCUCUCUUUGUAAUACAUCAGUAACAUUUAAAUAAUUACUGAGGAGAUGAAUACCUUAGCUCAAGCCGAGUCCUAUUUCUCAUUUUCAUAAAAUGUGAUUAGGGAAAUGAUCUAUGAUCCUGAAAAACCUAUUCUAAAUCAUAACAGUUACGAAGUGGCUAAAGAUUCAAUUGACCAACUUUACAAAUUAAACUAGUUGAUAUUAAAGGAUCACUUUAAAAAUAGAGACAUUUUAAAGGAUGACUACAAAAGUAUCUUCUCAGAUAUUUACCAGUCUGAUGUCUGCAAAUAGACAGACACUAUCAAGCAUGAUCUUAUUCCAUUUGAUUGUGUAAACUUUAUCUCAGGAGCUGCAACUCAUGUAAUUUUAAGAUAAUUAAUAAUAUUUUAGGGCCUUUAAACAGUAUUAGUGAGGUAUUUUGAGACGCUAAAAGAUUUGCUCAAGACCUAUGUGCUUUUCAAUGAGAAAUCCUUUGAUGUGAAAACUCUUUUCAAUUCAAACACCUUCCUUGAGCUCUACAUCAUUCAAUUCAGGUAUAUUCAAGAUUCCUACAGAAACUUUGUCUCAACUCUAAAGGACUCAGUUAAUUCUGAUUUCCAAAGCAGAUCAGACACUAGAAUGGCCGCAUUCAUUGUAUUCAUUAUUGGAAUAAUAAUCUGCUACUUAAUUUUAUGGACACCUUUCGUCAAUAAACUGAACAAUGAGGUAACUAUAUUUUAAGAUUUUUCAUUCUACUCUAGAUAUGGAGAACGAAGUCAAUGCUUACUAUUAUUCCAAUCGAAGUUAUCUUGA
Molecule: messenger RNA, 4959 nt
Organism: Stylonychia lemnae
Lineage: Eukaryota; Ciliophora; Spirotrichea; Sporadotrichida; Oxytrichidae
Source: the annotation of a GenBank genome assembly